AUGUUAUUAGCCGAUAUUGAAUCGUGUCAAUUACAAGAAGAAGCUCGUAGACGUAAAGAACGUUUAGAACAAUGGAAGAAGAAAAAAAUAUUAAAACGAAUUGAUGAACAUAUUAAUUUAGGCUCAGGAGAGAGUGAUGUUCCACCACCUAUUGAUGAUGUUGAUUUGACAACAUUAGCUCCGCGUAAACCUGAUUGGGAUUUAAAACGUGAUGUUGAAAAAAAACUGAAACGUUUAGAAAAACGAACGACACGAGCAACAGCUGAAUUAACUCGAGAGAGAUUAUUAACCGAACAAAAAGGAUUAAAUGCAACAGUGAACUUUGCUGAAAUUGUAUCAACGAUAUCAAGAUUUAAUCAACACCAAGAAGACGAUGAAGAUUAA
Molecule: messenger RNA, 384 nt
Organism: Didymodactylos carnosus
Lineage: Eukaryota; Metazoa; Rotifera; Eurotatoria; Philodinida; Philodinidae
Source: the annotation of a GenBank genome assembly